AGCUCGCAAUACCCCAUUGAAGGUCCUAGCAUAGGAGCUCCUGCCUGGUUCUCUUACUUCCAGCCCCGGAGCCGCCCCCCCAACAAAACACACAUUCUCUUGACUUCUCUUAUCUACUUCCCCAAAAUACUUUGUCCUCUCCUUCCAAGCUACUUCUUCUUUCCUUGUAGAUUUCACUUUCAAUCAGCUCUGGCAUUUCCCUCUUCUCCAAGCAUUAUUAUUCUUUUCUCUUUUUGUAGAAUCUCACUUUAUUUUCAAAACCCAACAACCCGAACAUAAACCAAAAAAAAAAAUGUUUCCUCUUCUUCUCUUUGAGGUUAGGAUUAGGGCUUCACUUUGAUCUACAAAUUUACCAAAAUGUGUCCAGUUACAGAAGAUGGAGUUCAAUACUCAUUUGCACUUGAAUACACCGGACCCCCAGUGGGCUACGACAUCCCACGCGCCGUCCCAAUCAACGUCAACAGCAUCCCUGUUGCCGCCGUAGCUCCCCACAUUAAUUUCCAACAAAAUAUCACUUUACCUGUAGUAAAACCUCUGUUACCCGCCUCUGAUCCCAUUAAAAACCCAAAAUCUGCUAAUACCGGUGAAAACCCAGGUAAGGAUUGUGGAUCUGAAGAGGCAGCUAUAACUGUAUCACCAACUUCCGUUAUAGAGAGAGCUGUAGAUCAUAAUUUGCAAGAACGUGUUUUUUCUAGCGAGUUAAGUAGUUCAGGUUUAUCUAAUGAUGCUGGUACAAGUUCAAGUACUAAUAGUUUUGAUGACAAAUCGCGUGAUGAAAGUUUGCUAAAGUUGAGGGUUUCUAAUGAAUUGUCUUCGAAUCGAGAUUGGGAGUCAAAUGAAUCUGUUUUAAGUAGUGUUGAUGUUGAUGAUGAGUAUCCGUCUUCGCGUGUUUCUAGUGUUAAGGUUUCAAAUAAUGAGGUGAAUGGUGAGGGUAGAAAAGCCCCAGCUGUUACUUUUCGCGAUAUUGAAUCGAAUGAUGGUGGCGGUGAUAUUGAUGGUGAAUUUGGUGGCAACGAGGGGUUUUCCGAAGAGGAGGAGAGGGUUCUACGGAUUAAACCAGAGGCCAGAAGUAAAGGGAAGAAAGGGAGUUGUUAUAGGUGUUUUAAAGGGAGUAGGUUCACGGAGAAGGAAGUUUGUCUUGUUUGCGAUGCGAAGUAUUGUAUCAAUUGUGUGCUUAGAGCGAUGGGAUCGAUGCCAGAAGGGAGAAAAUGUGUUACUUGUAUUGGAUUUCCAAUUGAUGAAUCAAAGCGUGGGAGCUUAGGAAAGUGUUCGAGGAUGCUCAAGAGGCUGUUGAAUAAUUUGGAGGUUAGACAGAUAAUGAAGGCAGAGGAGUUGUGCGAAGCAAAUCAGUUGCCUCCGGAGUAUGUUUAUGUGAAUGGAGAACCUCUUUGUCAUGAGGAGUUAGUUGUUUUGCAGACUUGUUCGAACCCGCCUAAGAAAAUGAAUCCUGGAAACUAUUGGUAUGAUAAAGUGUCCGGUCUUUGGGGAAAGGUAGGGCAAAAGCCUUCCCAGAUUAUAAGUCCUCAUUUGAAUGUUGGGGGUCCAAUUAAGGCAAAUGCUAGCAAUGGAAACACACAGGUUUUCAUGAAUGGCCGGGAGAUCACAAAAGUUGAGCUUAGGAUGUUGCAGCUGGCAGGAGUUCAAUGCGCUGGCAACCCGCAUUUUUGGGUGAAUGAGGAUGGAUCAUACCAAGAAGAGGGACAGAAGAACACUAAAGGUUACAUUUGGGGCAAGGCGGGAAUGAAACUUGUUUGUGCUUUCUUAUCACUACCUGUUCCUUCAAAACCUUCGAAUUCUUGUGGAGAGCAAGUUAACAGUCUGAUUAGCAGAAGCAUCCCAGACUACCUUGAGCAGAGAACACUUCUGAAGCUUCUUUUAGUUGGAUCUAGUGGCUCUGGAACAAGUACUAUCUUUAAGCAGGCAAAGAUUCUUUAUAAACCUGUCCCUUUCACUGAAGAUGAGCGUGAAAACAUUAAAUUGACAAUCCAGAGUAAUGUGUAUGGUUAUCUUGGUAUACUUCUUGAGGGCCGUGAUCAAUUUGAAGAGGAAAGUUUAACUGCAGUGACAAAAGAGCAAUCUACUGAUGAAACAGAACAUAUUGGGAGUACAAGUAACACGAAGCACCAAACUAUAUACUCAAUUGGUCCAAGGCUUAAAGCAUUCUCGGAUUGGCUUCUGAAGACUAUGGUAUCUGGGAAUUUGGAAGCAAUUUUUCCUGCUGCUACUCGCGAAUAUGCGCCACUAGUUGAAGAGUUGUUGAAGGAUGAAGCCAUGCAGGCCACUUAUAAGCGGAGAAAUGAGUUGGAAAUGCUACCCAGUGUGUCAAGUUAUUUCCUGGAGCGGGCUGUUGAUAUAUUGAGAACAGACUAUGAGCCCUCAGAUUUGGAUAUCCUAUACGCUGAGGGUGUUACUUCAUCAAAUGGGCUUGCUUGCUUGGAUUUCUCAUAUCCCCAAUCAGCAUCUGACGAUAAAUAUGACACUGAAGACCAGCAUGAUGCUUUGCUUAGGUACCAACUAAUUAGUGUACAUUCACGGGGGCUUGGAGAGAACUGCAAGUGGCUAGAGAUGUUUGAAGAUGUUGGGAUGGUCAUGUUCUGUGUUGCCAUGAAUGACUAUGAUCAGUUUACAGUUGAUGGGAAUGGCUUGUCUACUAACAAGAUGUUGCUGAGCAGGAAAUUCUUUGAGAGCAUUGUUACUCAUCCAACAUUUGAGCAGAUGGAUUUUCUUUUGAUACUAAAUAAAUUUGAUCUGUUUGAGGAGAAAAUUGAGCGAGUACCGUUGACUCAAUGUGAAUGGUUUGAUGAUUUCCAUCCAGUGAUCAGUCGCCAUCGCUCCAACAGCAACAGCAACAGCAUCAAUACUAGCCCCUCACUUGGUCAGCUGGGUGCCCACUAUAUGGCAGUUAAGUUCAAGAGGCUUUACUCUCUACUCACCGGAAGGAAGUUGUAUACUUCUGUGGUCAAGGGACUCGAACCUGAUAGUGUUGACGCGGCUCUUAAAUAUGCGAGGGAGAUUAUGAAGUGGGGUGAAGAAAAACCCAACUUCAGUCUCAGUGAGUAUUCAAUGUAUAGCACCGAGGCAAGCUCCUAUUCCCCCUGAUGAAUAAAGUAAGAAACGCUUUGUAUAUGGAUCCUAGCUCUUAACAGCAGUUCUCAUUGCCACUGUACAUAUAAUGGCAUGUAAAUUAGCGGGAGAAGAAGCUCUUCAUGCGAGAGCUGUUGCAGCUGGAAGAUUGUCAAGCCGGCCUUGUAGGUUCAUCUCAAAAAAAUUAUUUACAAUAUAAGACUACUAUCAUAGAAAUUAGGAUGAAACAUUAGCUCUCCUCGACGCUCUGUGAAGGAACCGCUUGAUGUUGUUUUUGUACCUUGCGUGUAGUUCUGUCCCCAUCUGAACAGCGUUCGAAUAUUCAUUUGCAAUAUAAGAUGAUAUCAUCAGAUCUUCUAAA
Messenger RNA from Populus euphratica (Euphrates poplar), 3445 nucleotides. Its product is annotated as extra-large guanine nucleotide-binding protein 1-like. NCBI's taxonomy places the organism in Eukaryota, Viridiplantae, Streptophyta, Magnoliopsida, Malpighiales, Salicaceae. Gene Ontology annotation, molecular function: guanyl nucleotide binding; G-protein beta/gamma-subunit complex binding; GTPase activity. Bases 358 to 3099 code for a protein of 913 amino acids. Gene Ontology annotation, biological process: G protein-coupled receptor signaling pathway. The record is from RefSeq and is a predicted model, not a curated record. The transcript is spliced from 8 exons.